AUUUUCAUUUCUCAAAAUCAAAGCGCCGUAACGGGGAACAAAGACCCCCCUACUCUCUGCUUCAAAAACCCAAAAGGCUAAAAAGAUUGAUAUGGCGCUAUACUCAGCAAUUCGCAGAGCCUCUUAUAAGUCCACAAUUCCUCUUUCACUUCGCUCCAUCGCUACUGCCACGUCAUCCUAUUCCUCCCCCGCCGUAAAAAAUGGCAAUUGCGGCAGCGUUUCUAGAAGCUUCUCGAUUCCGUUGCUUCAGUAUUACUACUCCACCAGUGCAGUGAAGAAGAAGAAGAGAAAACAACAGAGCUCCUUUGAUGAUAUUCUUCUCCAAAUCAUCGAUUCCGAAAUCAAAUUUGCACUGGAUUCUGAUUUCCAUGAAUGUGUUGUGGACACCCCGGAUGACUUUCCUUUUAAGGUUCAAGAUAUAUCAGGAAAAAAAGUUGUUGUUCUUACGAGAGAUUAUGGAGAAGAGACCAUAAAUAUUGUAGUGGACAUGCCUAAUGCCGGAUGUGAAAAUGCUGAAGAUGAUGCUGUUAACAGUGAGGAAGAGAGUGAGCCACAACCUUCGGUUCCGUUGUCUGUCAUCGUGUCAAAAGAAAAUGGUUCGUCACUAGAGUUUGAUGUGAGAGCUUUUCCAAAUAAAAUUUCAAUUUGUGGCAUAUCCAUCAACGAGCCAAAAAGUUCAAGCAAUCAGCUAGACUAUAGAGGGCCUGCUUUCUCACUUCUAAAUGAAAGUCUACAGAAGUCUUUCUAUGAAUAUCUUGAAGUCAGAGGGCUGAAUAGCAGCACUGCUAACUUUUUGCUGGAGUAUAUAAUUAGCAAAGACACCAAGGAAUACAUCCGGUGGCUUAAAAAUAUCAAGAAUUUUUUCGAGAAGUAGCGUCCCUUUUUCAUGAAUAUGUAGAACCUGGUCUUUAGUUGAUGGUGUUCUUGCUGAAGAAACAUUUGGUUAAUGUCACAUGAUAGAUGAUGAUGGAUGGAAUGUCAACGUUGGUAAGAAAUGGCAAUAGUUAUAACCGGAGCAAACUUCUUCGCAGUAGUGCUGGUUAUAAUAAUAGCAUCACUGGAGGCAAUCCUUGUACAAAUUAGAAUAUUUUUCUUUUUGUGAUUUUGUUCAAUGGAUUAGAUUUCU
This is a messenger RNA of Lycium ferocissimum, 1126 nucleotides long. RefSeq lists its product as uncharacterized. NCBI's taxonomy places the organism in Eukaryota, Viridiplantae, Streptophyta, Magnoliopsida, Solanales, Solanaceae. Bases 92 to 874 code for a protein of 260 amino acids. The transcript is spliced from 4 exons. The record is from RefSeq and is a predicted model, not a curated record. Gene Ontology annotation, cellular component: mitochondrial matrix.